Hippoglossus stenolepis (Pacific halibut) is the source of this 973-nucleotide messenger RNA. It is a transcript of the gene h3f3d, whose product is annotated as H3 histone, family 3D. The transcript has 3 exons. NCBI's taxonomy places the organism in Eukaryota, Metazoa, Chordata, Actinopteri, Pleuronectiformes, Pleuronectidae. Gene Ontology annotation, molecular function: structural constituent of chromatin; DNA binding; protein heterodimerization activity. Bases 148 to 639 code for a protein of 163 amino acids. Gene Ontology annotation, cellular component: nucleosome. The record is from RefSeq and is a predicted model, not a curated record.
AUCAUGCAGGCUCCGGGGCGGGACUUCAGGCGGCGCUCCUCUCAGACUAUAAAUAGCAGCCCCCGUCCUCCUCCUCAGGCAACACAGUCGGCUACUACAGGAGAGAAUCUGCUUUUCAAACCGGAAAAUAAACACAAAAGGUGAAGCAUGGCUCGUACCAAGCAGACCGCUCGUAAAUCCACCGGAGGAAAGGCGCCGAGGAAGCAGCUGGCCACCAAGGCUGCCAGGAAAAGCGCGCCCUCCACCGGCGGAGUGAAGAAGCCCCACAGAUACAGGUAUGUUUGGUCAGAAGUUUCUCUUGCGCCUGUUCCUGUUGUGGUUCAGUGUUUUUUUAAUGUAGCAUUUUGUCUUCAUAGGCCCGGCACUGUCGCCCUGCGUGAGAUCCGUCGUUACCAGAAGUCGACCGAGCUGCUCAUCAGGAAGCUGCCCUUCCAGCGUCUCGUCAGGGAAAUUGCUCAGGAUUUCAAGACAGAUCUGCGUUUCCAGAGUGCAGCCAUCGGUGCUCUGCAGGAAGCCAGCGAGGCCUACUUGGUGGGACUCUUCGAGGACACUAACCUGUGCGCCAUCCACGCGAAGAGGGUCACCAUCAUGCCCAAGGACAUCCAGCUGGCCAGGCGAAUUAGAGGGGAGCGUGCAUAAAUGAUUGGAUUUUAUCUUUUUAACAUAGGGGGUGGGAGGGGCUGUCUGGGGUUUUGUUUUGUAAAUCUUGAACUCUUACCAGCAUGUGUAUCACCUGACUUGUCGUCUGUAGUUUCAGGCAUGUUUUUUUUUGUACUUCAUUUGUCAUUUUACUCGACUUCAUUCUCACUUGUCCUAAUAACUGUAGAAUAGAGCUUCAUAUCUGUAAAUUCUGAAACCAUAUUUCACUGCCUUUCUCAGGUUUGCAAGUCUAUUUUAGAAUCUGUACCUUUAACCCUGUGUGUGCAUGUCAUAGGGUUUCUCGUGCUGUAAAUAAACUAUCCGCUACCUCAAA